Messenger RNA from Triticum aestivum (bread wheat), 1042 nucleotides. RefSeq lists its product as uncharacterized. The coding region runs from base 1 to 912 and encodes 303 amino acids. The record is from RefSeq and is a predicted model, not a curated record. Lineage: Eukaryota; Viridiplantae; Streptophyta; Magnoliopsida; Poales; Poaceae. The transcript is spliced from 5 exons.
AUGCCACCGCGGACGCCGGAACUGCAGCCGGAAGGCAGGGCCGUACCCGUACGACCAACGGAGGAAGCGGAGGGACCUCUGGGUCCUGGGACCGACGGACGUCGGAGGGAGAGGGCCGCCGUCCGCCGGAUCUGGAAACCUUGGCGUCGUUCGCCGUCGCCGCCGUCAGUUAGGUCCGGGUCGCCGCAGAGCUUGCCGCUGCAACUAGAUGCGGUGGCGCCGGUUGAACAGGGGAGAGGGAGGAGGGCGGGGGGGACGCCGCCGCAGUCUCAUCCAGUAGCACUGCUGCUGCUGUCUCUACUUCUCCGGCACCGCCACGACACGAGAGAGUUGGCUGUAAAAAACAUGUACAGUUGGAUCUCUUUUAACUACCUCUGGUGUAUUAGAUCACCUUCGGUGGGGGUGUAUUCCAAAUCACUGGUGGAGUCUGGGACGGAUUCCGUUAGGCAGGAGCCUGGGCCGUUUAUUGCGCCAUCGCUGGAGGAGCUGCUGCAGCAGCUAUCCCUUGAGGAGCGGGUACGAUUGCAGAGCCACCUACGCGAGCACGAGCGCAAAGUGAAGCGAUGGAGUAAGUGCCCUACAGUACCUUCGGGCCCCUCAGAAAGAAAGCACGACACCACCAUCAUGCCUCACGUCCGCCACGCUCUCCACUAUUACAAUGCCAGGCACCCGGGUGACGAGUUUGAUGCUGUGAAGCCUCUGAUGGAAUCCAGAACUAGUUUCAGGAAACAGCUGUGGGCUCACGUCAACUUCUGGGCUCGCAGCCGCAAAAGCAACAAAAUCAAGCGCUUCUUCGCUGAGGUGCACUACAACCCAGAACCUAUCGUUGAAGUGUGCACUACAACCCAAAACCUAUCGUUGAAGUGUGCACCAUCAUCGGUAUGUAUCUAUGUCUGUAACCUCCUUUCUUAACUGGUUUAUUAGUUUUGGGUAGUUAUAGACAUAUUUGUGUGACUUUGGUAUUAAAGUUUUGGGGAGUUGUACUCAGGGAUGAGUUAGGUGGGAUUUUGUUCCCAAAGAAAAAAAUUAUUGGGGGAAAGAG